Molecule: messenger RNA, 888 nt
Organism: Seminavis robusta
Lineage: Eukaryota; Bacillariophyta; Bacillariophyceae; Naviculales; Naviculaceae
Source: the annotation of a GenBank genome assembly
AUGAAGACGAGGACGCUCUUGACGAGUUUGCUAUUGGCAGCACUGUCUGCAGUGGUAGUGACUGCCAGAAUCACAUCUACAUCUACUUCAUCUACUGCUACUGAUAUCCACCGAUUGCUGACCAAUGAGAAUCCGAGUGCGGUCUGUGUGCCGGAAAAACUGUUGGAACAUUGUCCCGACGAGUCGGUAACCCCCGCGCAUUUGACCCAACGCUGUGGAGGCACAUACCGUCUCAAAGCCAUUCGCUGUUACAUGGAAUACUUGUGUGAAAAUGGACAUGGACAAGAAACCGUCAAUAGUCAUAAAGAAUGCAUGAACAACGAAUGUGCCAUGGCCAAGCGCAUGGGACCUCUCAAUUGUCAAGAGCAUUUGGAUUCACUCAAUAAUGAUAAUGAAGAAACUACCGAUCAAUCGACAACAACAACUACUAAUACUGAGGAAGAAUCAAGUACUCCCACAGAAUCAACACCUACUGAAGAAGAACCAAGCGCUACUGAAGAAGAAUCAAGUACUACUGAAGAACAAUCUACUACUGAGGAAGCGGCGAAGGAGGGGGAAGAAUCGACAACUCAAGAAGCAAGCGGACCAAGCAACAACAGCAACAACAGCACGGAGGAAAUUCAUGAAGACUCGGGAGAAAUAAACGAACAGCAGCAGCAGCAACAAGAAAAACCAAAGGAGGAAGAAUCAAAAGAAAAAGCCAGUGGGGGUGCCAUUGCCUUUGUCGUCUUUGCCGCGGUAGCAUUCGCGGGGGUUCUAUACAUGUACCGGGGAGAAUUACUGGGUAAAAACAGAGAGCAGUUCCCGGGAGAUUCCCAUAUUGUUGCCAAUGGCAAUGCCAACUUGGCACCGGGACAACAAGCCGAUGAUGAUCAUCAAAUUACAUAA